CGCGCGGAGGUAGCGGCGCCCUCGCUCAGGCCUUGAGCCCGUGCGACGUAAGUGCCCCUCCGGUCCGACCCGGGGGAGGCGCCCACCGGGACAUGGUCCUGGGAGCGGGGAGGGCGCGCGUCUGUCUGGUUUAAUUCUUGGCUUUGGUUGUGGUGUUUUUGUGAAUUUGGAAAUUGACCCUUAGUUGUGAAGGUUUGGAAAGGGGCGAAACAGCGGGGAACGGCACGUAAAGCUCAACCGGUGCGUUUCCCGUGAGAGAAAUCGGGUGUUGGUUCGCACGUGGAGGCCUUUUUUUUUUUUAUAUUAAAAUACUUAUUGCGAAGGUGUCUGAAUGUUUCAGUUUGACGUUUCAAGACUCUUUUCAGAUUUUUUUUUUUUCAGAUUUUUCAGGUUCUCAGUAGAAUUUUCAAAUUCAGUUAUUUAAUUUAAAAAUGACUGGGGGUUUUAUGGGGUUGUACUGGGUUGUAUGGAGGUUGUACUGGGGCCAUAUGGGUGAGACUGAAGUGGCCCUCUAAAGAAAGCUGGAGGGUUUUUUUGCCUUCUUCAAACAAGCUUAAACACGCUCCUCACAUUUUUGGCCUCCAUUUGUGUGAAAGGCCCACCCAAAUUUUCUUCCAACUUACCUUAAUUAGAAGUUUGUUUGGGUUUUAAUUCGUUGUGUAGUACUGGAUGUGCGGCUUCUGGCAGUCCUGGAAAAACUGGGAUUUGUGAGUGGACAGAUUAUGAACCGUGAUUUGAUUCUGCAAAGCCUUUUUCAUGUACCUACGUGUGGUUCCACUGACCAUGACGGGGGCCUUCUGUGUCUGAAGCUCAAAAGCGAAGGUCUUAGCACGCCCACGGUACAUUUCAGGGACCAGAGAGACUGUGUGGUAAUUGGAGCAGGAAGGACAAGGCAGUGAAACAACUAAAAAAGAGCAACAGGCAGUUUGAGAGUCAGGAAAAAGUUGUUAUCAACUGCCAUAAAGUUCCAGCUGGGGGUCAGGGGCAGUUCUGACAGUCUCUUAUUUUUCACAAGUGGCUUUUCUCUUAGUAAUGGGUAUGUUCUCAAUUGUGUACGUUCUCUAAAUGCUUUUUCUUCUUAUAACAGUUUGGUGGUUUUUUUACAAAGCCAUUUACCUUGUAAUUCAGUUCCACUUGAAAGUCAUUUUACACAUAUGUAACUACUGUAUUUUUCUCCCAGUCUUAGAUAAUACAUGGCUUCGCAGGAGGAAAAACAAGCUCAGCCCUUUACAGACAUCUUUGAUGAAGAUGAGGCUGAAAAAUCCUUUCUGUUGUCCAAGCCCGCUUGCUUAAUUAUCUUUGGAAAGCCAGGUUCUGGAAAGAAAACAUUAGCUAGAAAACUAGCACAGAGAUGGAAUUCCAUUUUCAUAGAAGCUUCAGAAGUAAUUCAAACAAAUAUUCAUGAAGAAACAGAAUAUGGACUUAAGUGUCAAGAAUUGCUUUUUAAAGGUGAAAGUAUUUCUGAGGAACUGGUUACCGAAAUGGUUCUGCAAAAGCUUGAGUCACCAGAAGUUGCUCAUUUUGGUUAUGUUCUCAGUGGAUUUCCUUCUCUCUCGGAGGAAUACAUGACUGUUUCACAGCAAAUAGAGAAAAUAAAGAAUCUAAAAUUAAAACCGGAUUUCCUGAUUAACAUUAAGUAUCCAGACUCUGACUUAUGCCAAAGAAUAUCAGGACAAAGGCAACACCCUGAUUCAGGGCAGGUAUAUCAGAGGAGCCAGUGGGAUCCUAAAGUUACUGAGAAGCAUAAGAAAGAGAAAAAUCAGCAUGAAGAAGAGGAUGAAGAAGAGGAGCAGGAAGAGGAAAAAGAAGAAAAAGGAGGGGAAAAAGAGACUGCAGAAGAUCUACAUAAGAAAGCAGAAUCUUUUCAUCAAUUAGUGCAGAGACCUGAAGAUAUUCUUGAAAAUGCAGAGAAAAGAGUUGGAACAUAUAAGGAUAUAAUGCUUCAUCCUCUAGAAGAAUUGAUGGCUGAACAGAAUUGUCAAUAUCUUAUUGAAGUGGAUGGAAAUCAGCAACCAUAUGAUCUCUUUGAGUCAGUGGUAAUUCAACUUCAGUCUAUGGAUGUUCGAAAUGCAGCUCCUAUAAUUCGACUACAAAGUGAACAAGAAGAAGAAACGCUGGGGGAAAAGAAAAACGAUGAACUUUUCCGUGUUCUGUCAUCUUACAAUCUAAUAGCACCCAGAUACCGAUGGCGUAGAAGCAGAUGGGGACAAGCAUGUCCUGUGGCUCUAAAGGAAGGUGACAUUGUAAUGGGAAACCCAGAUUUUGCUGUCAGUUUUCUAGGUAAAAUGUACGUACUGUCAUCCCCAGAGGCAUUGAAAACAUUUAUGUUGAAUCCACGGCCUUAUCUCCUACCACCAAUGCCACUUCCUCCUUGCAAAGUAUUAGUAUUUGGUCCUCCAUUCUCUGGAAGAACAACUAUUUGUAACCUACUUGCACACAAAUAUAAAGGAAAGGUCCUUGAUAUGGCCAAACUCAUUCAACCCCAUAUAGAAGAAUCAAGAGAAAAAAACACUGAGCAAGUGCAAAGGGAUGCAGUAGAAAAGGCUAUAACAGCAGUGAAAAAUAGGUUGGAAUUAGAAGAACAGUCAGGAGAAACAGGAAUAUCAGAGAUAACUGCUGACCACCCAGAAGUUCAAGCGAUGGUAGAAGAAGCUAUGAAAAGUGCAUCAGUCUCUGAAGCUACACUGUCACCUCAAAUAUAUGCUGAAGUAUUGGAGGGAGCUAUUGCAGAGCUAAUGAAGAAGAACAAAGACAGGUUUCCUGGCGCUCCAGAAAAAGGAGGAUGGGUAGUGGAUAACUACCCUCUGUCAGUAGAUCACUGGUCAGCUUUAUCAGAAAAGCAACUCCUACCUGACACUGUUAUCUGUCUGAAGCAUACAGAAAAAGAUGAAAUCACGCUACCCAAGUUUGCAGAGGAUGCUUUUCCAGAUGCACAAGAAAUGGAUACAAUUAAAAAGAAGAUUGAACUUUUCAUGCAUGAUUGGCAAACAGUGGAAUCAGAAAUCAAGAAGUCAUCUCUAGUUCAGGUUGUUGUUCUAGAGAUCGCUGAGCAAACUCCAGCAAGUCUGCUCAAUCAAACAGUGCUGGUUAUGGAAAAACCUUUUAAGUAUCACGGUUGGGAAUUAUCUGCUGAAGACUUAGCAGAGGAAGCAGAAGAUCUGGCUGCUGAACAGGAAAAUGAGGUAGAUGAAGACAAAGUUGAAGAAGAGGAAGAGGAAAAUGAAGAAGAUGAAGAAACAAUUAAGCAAAAGAAAAGGCACAUGGGAGAUACAAUACACUUUUGUCCAGUCAGUCUGAAAGAGCACUUUGUCCUCCACCCUGGACUCCAGGAACAUGCAGCUAAAUAUAAAGAAAAUAUUUAUUACUUUUCAACUUCUGACUACAGAGAUAAAUUUUUGAAGAACCCUGAAGAAUAUGUGGCUCACAAUGAACCGAUACAAGCUCCUCCUUUACGGGUGUGUUUACUUGGGACUCAUGGAGCAGGUAAAACUACUUGUGCACGACAGAUAGCAGACAAAUUGGGCAUUUUUCAUAUUCAGUUUGAAGAAUAUCUACAGGAAUUGAUCUUACCCAAAACUAGAAGGAAAGUUGGGCCCCAGUUUGAUGAAGAAGAUGACAAUAAAAUACCAGUUCUAUCAGAGGAACUAGAAGACUUCUCUCAGAUGAUUACUAAAACUGAGACAGAAAAAAGCAAACAGGAAGAGGUGUUAACUGAUGAGGAAGAGGCAAUCAAAGCAAAUCUAAUGGAUAGUAAGGAACUGCCUCCAGAAGUCCUUGAUAACAUUGUUUUUGACUGGUGGAAGAAAGAGCCAUUCCGGUCCACAGGCUUCAUACUGGAUGGUUUCCCUCGUACUGCAGAUGAAGCCCAAUAUUUGUCAGAACGAGGACUCUGUCCUGAUAUUGCAGUUUAUAUUCAAGUAGAAGACAGUGACAUUCUUGAACGUCUUUUUCCUCCACGUCUGAAAAAAUGGAAAGACAAACGGCUUAAAAAAAAGGAAUAUAAAAAGAAACUGAAGGACAUGAAAACAAAAAUGAGGAAUGAGAAGAUUGCUAAAAGAAGGGAAGAACUUUUAGCAGAACGAAAACAAAAGAAACAGGAGGCUGUAGCAAAUAAGGAGAAUUUUGAAGCCACUGAGGAGGAGGAUGAGAAUGAAAUUGAAGAAAUUGAAGCUAUACUUAAAGAAGAGUUUUUAGAAGAAGAAGAGGAAGAAGAAGAAGAAGAAGAAGCAGAAGAAGAUGCUGUUGAACGCAUGCAAAAUGAAAUUGCAGAAAAAUUUGAUUCAGAAGUAGAGAGAUUACAAAGUGUACAGGAAGAACUUGAAAAAUUAUUAAUACCACCAAUUGAGAUCAAUGGAGGACGGAAGCCUCAUGUUGUGCGCUACCAAGUGUAUAGCAAGCUGAAAUCUCUAACAGAACACCGUGAAAGCAUUUUUGAGAAAUGUUACCCAAUCAGUUUACCACUUGCAGAGAAGAUGCUAUUUCUCUCAUAUAAAUUUCCAAGUUCUUUUGGUCAGUGGGAUCCAAUCAAGCUAAGCGAAGGAGAUGUAAUCAGGCCUCACCAAAGCCAUGGAAAAGAAGUCUUUCCUGUAAUCCAUCGACAAUAUAUUUAUUUCUUUUCAAGUAAAGAAAAUAAAGAAACAUUUAUGACAAAUCCCAUCAAAUAUAUUCGUCAGCCAAAACCUAAACCGGCUGCACCAGUUAAGAUUGCAAUUGUGGGACCUCCAAAAUCUGGAAAGACUACAGUUGCCGAGAAGCUUGCCAGUGUGUAUGGAUUGCUGCGCCUGUGCAUGGGAGAUGCCAUACGGCUGGUGAUAGACAGCCAGCCCGAGAGUGACUUGGCACUUAAGAUAAAGGAGCACCUUCACAAAGGACUGACUGUACCUGAUGAACUGGCCAUCCAGGCUCUAGAUGUGGCUCUGCUAAACCCCAGGUGUAGCAUCGCCGGCCCUCCCUAUCCUGAACAUGACAGCUCACAGAUUCUAGCCAUUAAAAAUUCCUGCUAUAAACAGCACAUUGAUGCAAUUAGGACUUACUAUAUGAAGGAGCGUCAGAACUGGUGUGUGAUUGAUGCUGUUCAGAGCAAGUGGAAGAUCUGGAACAAAGUUACGCAGGAAAUUCAAAUGGUUGUUAAACAAAUACAGAUAUACCUGGAAAGAAUAAGAGAAGGAAAAGCUGCCAGCAUUGCUGAUUUAUGUAUCACUUACAAAGAGCUGCAGGAGCGGCUGGGGGAGUUUGGGCAAUACUGUCCCGUCAGCCUUGCAGAGAAGGGUGAAUUGGUCGACUGCUCUGUAACCUCCUCACUGCAGUUUGCUGCGGAAUUUGAAGGGCGUUAUUACAAAAUGGCUGCACGGGAAGAACUGGAUAAAUUCUUGAUUACACCAGAGAUUUAUGUAUCAUCACUGGCACCUCACCCUCUCCCACCCCCCCAUAUGCUACCAAAGAAACUGACUGUGGCAGAAAUGAAGGCCUCAUUCCCUCUAAGGCCUGAAAUGCAGGGAUACUGUCCAGUCACUUACCUAGAUGGAAAACAGAGAUAUGAAGCCUUGGUGCCUGGCAAUAUUGAGUAUGCAGCAAAAUAUCAAGAUAAAGUAUAUAUUUUUGAAAGUGAAGAAAAACUUCAGAAGUUUAUGAGGUUACCAGAGAAGUACUGGAAUCUGAAGCUUCCCCAUAAACUCCCUCCAAAAAAGGAGCCAAUGCUACUAACUGCACUUCCUUUGGCUGGAUACCUUGAACAGGGAGUAGCAACUUCUCUAAUAAAAGCUCUGCAUGAAGUAGGCAGCCUUAAGCCAAAAUUUCCAUUCCUAAGUGUAAAAGAAACUGCUCUGCUGUUUGUCUCCUUCCAUUUAAAAGCAUACAACCCCCGGAGCUCAGAGCCAGUGCGACAAAUGUACAAGAGGAAGCUGGAGCAGUUCUUGAAGCACUGCCAGCUCAUACCCUACCUGGGGACUGCCAUGGCAGGCCCAUACCAGGAGCCAAGAGAUCGGCCCCUUGGCCUUGACGACAAGGUGCAGACUUUCUUUUCCCUGAAAGACACGCGUCCCAGUUUUGUCUAGUGUGGGCUGUUCUCCCCCUCCAAUUUCCAUGGAUUAACGUCUGGAGCGUUGCCAUGAGCCACCAGCAUGGCUGCAACAUGACCCAUGAACAUCACACCUUCUCAGACCGGUUUCUUAAUCACAAAAUCUUAGAAAUAAAAUCUUUUGUCUGAAGUUGAAA
Molecule: messenger RNA, 6213 nt
Organism: Pipra filicauda (Wire-tailed manakin)
Lineage: Eukaryota; Metazoa; Chordata; Aves; Passeriformes; Pipridae
Gene: AK9
Product: adenylate kinase 9
Exons: 32
Coding region: 1194-6053 (1619 amino acids)
Biological process (GO): nucleobase-containing compound metabolic process
Cellular component (GO): mitochondrion; cytoplasm
Molecular function (GO): ATP binding; AMP kinase activity; ATP hydrolysis activity
Source: RefSeq, a predicted model, not a curated record